This is a messenger RNA of Paramisgurnus dabryanus, 1272 nucleotides long. The record is from RefSeq and is a predicted model, not a curated record. Lineage: Eukaryota; Metazoa; Chordata; Actinopteri; Cypriniformes; Cobitidae.
UGAAUGCAGUGACAACUAAGUUCGGAAAUCUCUACGUAACCUGUGAUCAUGUUUCAAGUUUAUACAUCACGACCUCACAUCAUCAAUAGAUAAGAUGAGCCGCGCUGUUCGCUAUCUAUAUCUUUUAGAUCUUCAGGACGCAAUGUCUCGCGAAUUGCAGUCGACGCCUAAUUUGGACUAUGUGAAAUAUCUAAACAGAGCUCAACUUCUGGAUCUCCUGGAAGACGAUGAAACGAUACGAGCCACUGUCAGAGUCAAUUCAAAGUUAAAGGCUCUUCAGAGAUAUAAAGCAGUCUUGCUGUCCUCCAGUUUCUGGCUGGCAAAGCAGAAUUUAGUUUAUAAGCCCUAUUUGACCAAAACCAAGAUACUUUUAGCUGAAAAACACCAGGAACUUGGUCAACUGGUCUCAUCAAUUCAACACAAAGAAAGAAAGCUGGAAACUUUACAGCAGAAAUUCAAUCUUCAACUGAUUCAUAGAUUAUUUAAAGAGAAGAUCAAUCAUUCUGUGUGGGAAUCUAAGUAUAUAUGGCAGACAUUCACUGAAGGAAAACUGCUGCCUGAAGAUUUUGUGGAAUUAAUCCAAAACGCACAGAAAUUGUACCAUAAACGUCUGGUCCAGGCCGAGAAGAUCCAGGAUCUCAUUGCAAAGAUAAUUUAUAAGAGAGAUGUUUUUCCGUACAUUGGGCAUCAUUCAAACCUUCAGCACACACCAACCACAAUCAAUGUUUUUGCUGGCGUCUCUCCUGUGAUCUUGCUGCCUGACCUUCAGUCAUCACAUCUUGCUCCCCUGAGGCAUCAUUGCUUUGUUGAUUCCUUAUCCAACAAAGACUAUUGUAGGUGCACAGAGAAUCAUAGAUGGCCACAAAGACAUUGUUUUUUAAAGCCACUUGAAAAGAUUCACAAGCCAAAAACCCCAGAGUAAAAUGUUCUGAACAUUCAUCUUUACCAAUGUAAUAAAACACUGUUGUUGUAGGUUUUGAACUAUUUAAAACAAUACAAAAGCUAUGAAGUUGGCUAAGCCAAUGCUUAUAACUUAAUAAAUACUUCAACAUUAUAAUUCAUUAUAAUGCUCACUGCCUGAGAAUGGUCCAUUGGGGGUCCAGGUCUUUGAUCAGAGUCAUCUCUAUAAUUAGAGCUCAUUAAACAGGCAGAGAGAGGUUAAAGGAGAGCCUUUGUCUGCUGUUGGCUUGUCUGUGUCUAGAUAAUACUUUGGUUACAUCGCUGUCAGUAUGUGCUAUUGUCUGCCACAGCUCAAAUUGGGCAAUUUUCUCA